Molecule: messenger RNA, 822 nt
Organism: Arachis ipaensis
Lineage: Eukaryota; Viridiplantae; Streptophyta; Magnoliopsida; Fabales; Fabaceae
Source: RefSeq, a predicted model, not a curated record
AUGCGGUUCAGAGACGGCCUAGUGGAAAUAAUCAGUGAAGAGGAUGCUUUGACUUUGGAGGUGCAACCGACUACUGAGGAGGUUAGAGAAUCAAUGUGGGAUUGUGUAUCAUCCAAGACUCCCGAAAGUGAUAGGUACAACAUGAACUUCAUAAAGGAGUAUUGGGAUGAAAUUGGUCCUAAAUUCACAGCAGCGGUGUUAGACUUUUUUCAGUCUUCUAGGCUACCGGCAGAUGCCAAUCUCACAUGGGUGGUGCUGGCACCCAAGUUUACUGAGGAAAAGGAAAUCAAAGAUCUCAGGCCGAUUAGCAUGGUAAGGAUGUUUGGGGAGGCGGUUAGAAACGGGCGCAUAUCUCCGUUACUGGUUCGUAAAGAGCAUAUUGAGCUGUCGCAUCUACAAUUUGCGGAUGAUACUAUUGUGUUAUGCCCUCUAGAGGAAGAGACCGUUAAAAAUUACAAGAGGAUUCUCCGUUGCUUUGAAUUGAUGUCAGGGUUAAGUAUUAACUUUGACAAAUCUAGCUUGAUUCCAACUAACUAUGAUGAUCGGUGGGUUCAACAUAUGUGCAGCGUAUUGGGCUGUAAGGAAGCCUCUCUCCAAGUUAAAUACUUGGGGAUCUCGCUAGGAGCAAACUCGAGAUUGGUGAAGACUUGGAAGCCAAUUAUAGACAAAGUGGAGGAUAAACUUAACAUAUGGAAAGCCAAGGUUCUCAAUAAACCCGGUAAGUUGGUGCUCAUCAAAUCUGUGUUAAACAGCCUCCCUGUUUAUUAUCUGAGUCUAUAUAAGAUGCCAAAGGCUGUUGCAGAGAAACUGAUUUCUCUAUAG